This is a messenger RNA of Xenopus laevis (African clawed frog), 2337 nucleotides long. It is a transcript of the gene pimreg.L, whose product is annotated as PICALM interacting mitotic regulator L homeolog. Lineage: Eukaryota; Metazoa; Chordata; Amphibia; Anura; Pipidae. The record is from RefSeq and is a predicted model, not a curated record. The coding region runs from base 161 to 1072 and encodes 303 amino acids. The transcript is spliced from 5 exons.
CUAUUGGCUACCGUAGCAUUUAGCCGGUUAAAGUUUCUCUGGGGGCGUGUCUUUUUUUGUAGUUUGACCAAUCAGAACAGGGAUCCUCCUAGGGCAGUGGCUGGUGGCGCCGUUUUCGAACAGAAUUCGUCUGAGGACCGAGCGAAUCAAGAAGAAAAAAAUGUCAUCCCUUUUGCAAAGUGGCAGGUGGAGAAACCAUAGUAUUCUGGAAAAUCUAGAUGAACUGGACAGUCCCAGGCCUGACAAAUUCAAGAAGAUGCCCUCAUCCAGUUCCCUAAACACGCUGCGCAUGACCCUUAGAAAACGGAUGCCUCUGAAAGAGGUGAAAACCAACAUCAACACCAUGCCAAACUGGGACAAUGUGCCUGCAAUGAAAAAGCAACGCUCUCUGCAGUCCAUGACUGUCACAGCUAAGAGUGUGUUUGGAGCAAUGACGCAGAAAAUAACAAAGACUAGGCAAACCAAAACUCCGUACUUACUGGCCUCUCCAGAGCAAGUCAAAGCCUCCAAGAGACAGAAUCGGACACCUGGAAGUGGUAAGAAGGGUAACACGCCAAGGAAAUCUAACACGCCAAAGAAACGUGGCACACCAAGACGUUCCCAUCACAGGCUGAGAGACGAUGCCAGCCCAAGCGUCCAGUUCACCCCAAAAUCCAGCAAGAUCUCUCCUCACAGUAGCAGGAGGCCAAGCAGUUCACAGUGGAAAAGCUUUUCCAACUUGGUGGGGAAAGACAAGUUGCCACUAAGGAGGUCUUCAAGAGCUGCAGCAUUAAGAAGCCCAUAUUCUUCCCCAGUUGCUGUCAUCACAAGGAGGCAAUUUGACAAAGACCUUGAAGCUAUCUCCACAGGAAUCCGGCAGCUCAAGCGCCUCUCUAGGGUCUUUGACGAUGCCAUUUUGAAGGAAGAAAGAAAAGAAGCCAUUUUGAACUAUCACAGUUUAAUGGCUAACAAUUUACGUUGCGCCGGUUUCUCUCGGCCGUCUUGGAGAAGAAGCACGAGGAGACUUCAGCACACUCUUGGAGGCUGGACAGAAAUGGCUUUAACCAGUAUCGGCAACAUUGGUGCCCGAUGAUUAUUUGCUUCUUGGUGAAUUUCUCUUGGGCUUUAUAUCCUGCCAAUUUUAUUCCGACUUCUGCUCACUGUGUACUAACGACCAUACUUAGUUUUGUAGCUUUUUCCAGGAAACAACAUUUUCUGUGUUAUCAUCUGGCUAUAUUAUUCCAAACCAUCGGUAAUGUGCAAUGCAUUAUACAUGUAAUUGCUUUCUCAUGCUCUCUAUAGUUUCUCAUAAUGCAAUCUUCAUUUUCAUCAACAACCUGUUCCUGUUAGAAGGAAACGCGAAUUUAGGCAAAAGUAGAACAAUGUGCAGUGCCACUUUGAGCCAUGGUCAUCAAUGGUUGCUUUGUGCUGUGACCUAUAUAAUAUUAUGGUUAUGCCAUUUUUAUGUAUCACCUUUCUAGAUAUAGACCUAUAUAAAUCAUGUAUUUUUUUUUUUUAACUAAACGCUCUUCCUGUACUAAAUGAAUAUAGCAAAUUAUGAGAUAGCCAACGACCUGUCCAAGUUAAACAAAAAGACACUGCAAGAACUUCCCUGUCUAUCACAAAAGGCAACAAAACACGUCACUUAGAAUUAAGAAUCUAAUUUGGCAAAAUCUUAACAUGUCUUGCUUUUGCAAUAGUGUUUCUACAUUUUGAACAGAGCCCUGUUUUAUCAGAUCCUUUACUGGAACUACAGAAUCCUUGUAGGCUUCUGAAUUUAGAAAAUUAGAUGAAAACAGUGGUUUAUUGGUAAACAUCACCUCAAACAUAGACCUCUGUAUCUUGGAUUGGACGGAAUGAGAAGACCUCUCCAUGUGUUCCUUGGGCUGAUACUACUUUUUGGAUGUUUGAAAAGACCUACAAUCAACCCCUCCUGCUUGUAUGGGGGAUGGGGGCAAUUUUGGGCAGUUUUUAGUAGAACAAAACUACUCUGGUGCCUUAAACUGUAUAGUUUUCUAUCCACAGUUUUAAAAGGAACAGUACCUAUUUACUAUCUUAAACCUCAAGUCACUAGAGGAAUUAACAAGCGGUAUAUCAAGGAAUUAGAGCUGGGUUUCCGGAUAACGGCACUAGAUCAGGGCAAUGUUGCAAGGUGAUAAAAAAAAUAAGAUUCUACUCUACUCUUCAGACAAAAAGCAAGUAAGCUUUGAAAUCUUUUCUAUGUAUAUGCCUGUUACAUUUGUCUUGUUAACACUAAUUAUGAAGGAAAAUGUUUGCACCUUUUUAUAUAAGCUAAUGCAUUUUAUGAAAUCUUUGUGAUUUUUAAAUGUGAUUAAAAUCUUUUAUAUACACUAUAAA